CUUUACUGUCACGUCUGUAUACCCUCAACAAGAGAUAUUUUAUUGAGAAAGUCCCUCUUCAAAAAUAAUUUGAAACCUGCAGAUACAUUAUGAUCCAUACUUUAUUAAUUAAAAAAUAUCUUAAACAAUAUAAUCCUUUGUUAUGCCAUUAAUUUGAUGUCGUUGUUAAUACUAUAAAACGAAAAAAUGGUUAUGAAUUUCGGUCAGUGGUCCAUUCGGCUCGUAUUCAACACAAACAUAACCUAUAUCCUUUGAUGGAGGUUUUCCCGAAUAAUGGCUCGAAACAAAUCUGAAUUGGAGGCCGCAAGACAACUGACCAUCCUUAAUAAUCCAUGUUUUGAGGAGUCAGAGAAAACGCGAAAGUGCCUAGAGAAGAAUAAUUACGAUCGUGAUAGCUGUUCUCCAUACUUUGAGAACUUCAAUCAAUGCAAGAAAUUUUGGAAUGAGGUGAAGUGGUCCAGAAGAGCUAAAGGAAUUCAACCAGAGUUACCUCAUCCCGACGAACGACCGAAAAUAAGGGCUGAGUACAUGGCGAAAUUACAUAGACACUAGGCUUGUAGAAACUAGUAAUAAAAUAUCCCAAUUACAUCAUCAA
This is a messenger RNA of Diachasmimorpha longicaudata, 595 nucleotides long. Its product is annotated as coiled-coil-helix-coiled-coil-helix domain-containing protein 7. The coding region runs from base 274 to 552 and encodes 92 amino acids. Gene Ontology annotation, biological process: mitochondrial respiratory chain complex assembly. Gene Ontology annotation, cellular component: mitochondrion. Lineage: Eukaryota; Metazoa; Arthropoda; Insecta; Hymenoptera; Braconidae. The transcript is spliced from 3 exons. The record is from RefSeq and is a predicted model, not a curated record.